Messenger RNA from Daktulosphaira vitifoliae (grape phylloxera), 1914 nucleotides. RefSeq lists its product as uncharacterized. NCBI's taxonomy places the organism in Eukaryota, Metazoa, Arthropoda, Insecta, Hemiptera, Phylloxeridae. The coding region runs from base 61 to 1761 and encodes 566 amino acids. The transcript is spliced from 2 exons. The record is from RefSeq and is a predicted model, not a curated record.
CUUAUAUAAUUACUACUAUACUUUCAAACAAGUUAUCUUUAAUAUUCGUAUUUUUUUACAAUGAAAUUGUAUACAUUUAUUUCAAUGUCUAUUGUCAUUUUUAUGUUGACAUUAUGUGAAUGUGGGGAUUAUAAAAAUUAUAUCAAAAGAGUGAUGUUUGACAUUCAUUUACUAAUUAGAUCGAAACAUAUUCAAAAUCUAAAUCUGAAACAAGAUUCAAUUAAUACUACUGGUAUAGUGGAAGCUAACCUACAUGACAAACGGCUUGAUUUCACGUAUCUAUAUUAUUAUACAAUAAGUAUACUCAAUUUCAAAUACACGGAAAUACUGAAAAAAUUCCUCGAUUACCUGGAUAUCAUCAUCCGUAAAUGUCAGCGAUUUCAAGAAAGAAAUUCAUCUGAAGAUUUUAAUCGUUGUGUAACAAUACUUGAAGAUGCAAUAAAAAAUUCCAAGACUAUGAUUAAAAGUCUCCACAAUGCUAUGAAGUUUAUCAGUUAUAUUGAUAUAAGAUUUUUAUUUUCUCAAGGCGCCGUGUCGCAUGGUAUAAUUGAUGAGAUAGACUUUAUAUAUCAAUAUGUCGUAGAGAUUAGCUGUUUUGAUCUAAACAAAUCACCAAAUCUAGAUUUCAAAGAGAAAUUUCAGAAUUUGACAAAAUUUCAUGCAGACGCAUUAAAUAUAGUAAAUGAUCUUUUUGAAAAAAGUAUUAUCAUUGACACUUCCGAAAAAACAAAUUUGACAACAAUUAAAAUUCAGGAAUGCUCAAAUGAAAAUAACUAUGAUGUCAUAAUUUCAACAUGUAUUGAACUUAAAAAGUUUUACGACGAAACCAUAGAAAUUUGGUACAAAAGCCUAGGUUUUGAACAAUUUUUUAACCCCAAAUUAAAGAAAUAUAUACCUCCAAUAGAUGCAGCAAUAAAUCAAGGCGAUGGUAUUAAAGCUCUUAAUAUUCUUCUUAAGGAACCUGGUUGGAAAUCAAUGAAUCACAUAAAAAUAAUUUAUUAUAAUAAAUUAUUCAGCGUAGAUUCUAUAAUUAAAGACCAAGUAUGUGACAUGAAUUUUCGAAUAAAAAAAGAACAUGUCUUACAAUUAUUAAGAUGUAGAUAUUCAGAAAUACUGAAAAACUACUAUACAUUAUUAACUUGUAUAUUUCAUAUAUGCAAAACAGAUGCCUCUGACUAUUACUUAAAAUGUUUAAUUGAAUUAUUUAACUCAUUCAACAAAUCUGAAAUAAUGCUUCGAGGGUUGCAUACAGCUUUAAUUUCUUUAAAUAAAACAUCAAUAUGGAAUGUUAAUUUACACUGUAAAUCAAAUUUAUGGAACAUAUUAAACUGGGUUACAGAUUUCCUCAGAUUCUUAAAGAACAAUAAAUUGUCUCGAGAUAAUUUUGACGAUAAACAGGGUAAAUUGAAAACUGAAGAUGUAGAAAUACUUUUAGAAAAUUUCCACAAAUUUUUAAAUUAUAUGGGCCGUCAUUUACAAAACGAUAUAAAACAUAUAGACACCCGGUGUUCAAUGGAAAAUCCUUUGUAUUAUAAAUUUGAUAAAAUAAAUGAAUUCAGGAAAAUACCACUUACGAUGGAUAAUCCAAAUCCUGAAUGGGCAAUCCAAGUUUAUCUUAGUGCAUGUAAUAAUUUUGAUGAUUUCUGUAAAUUUGCUUACAAAUCAUGUUAUGAUGAUCUGGGCUUUAACAAAGUUUUAGAUUGUCAAAACAAAGAAUUAGACGACAAACUUAUCCCAUUCACUGUAAAUUUAUCAACUUAGCCUUUAAUGCAUAGGAAAGGAUAAGAAUUAGCAGGUUCACUUUUAAUGAUACAUUUCAUAUAACAAAUUAUAUUUUUAUUGUUACUUAUUAAUGUUUUCAGAUAUAUUUGUAAUUUUGCUAAAUUUGUUACACUAUAAUAUUAAAAAGUUCUA